ACGGAGCCGUCAAUCGUAUCUUACAACUUCCGAGUGGCCGUUUGUAGCGCAACAAUGGCAGAGGAUAGCAUGCCAGACCUAAGCAGACCCCAGAUGUUUUUAUUUGGGUGUGUGCUGAAGUCGGAUAAGAAAGAACACAAAGUUGAGGUUGACGACGACGAAGCUGACCACCAGUUGUCUCUGAAAGCGGUUUGUCUGGGAGCAGAAGCUGAGGAUAAGUUCCAUACAGUUGAGAUAGAGGGGGUGACCUACAAUGGCAAGAUGACCAAAAUCCCACUUGCUGUGCUGAAGCCAUCUAUCCUGCCUUCUUUGAGUCUAGGGGGUUUUGAAGUCACUCCUCCAGUUUCAUUCCGUCUGCAGUCCGGAACUGGCCCGGUCUAUAUCAGUGGACAACAUUUUGUUAGUAUGAAGGAAUCUGAUGAGGAAGAGGAGGAGGAGAAUAACACAUCACCAGUAAAGAGACCGUCCAUCAUGGCCUCUGGGAAAGUACCACAGAAAAAGCUUAAAAUGGAUUCAGAUGAGGAUGAGGAUGAUGAGGACGAUGACAGUGAAGAUGAUGAUGAUGAUGAUGAUGAUGAUGAUGAUGAAGAUGAAAAACCAGCUUCAAAGAGCCCCAUCAAAUCCCCAAAGAAAGCCCCAGAAAAAAAGAAGAGUGCAGAUAAACAGAACGGCUCACCAGGGAAAAAAGACGACAAAGCAGGGAAGCCUCAGAGCCAGGUUCAGGUAAAAGGCAAAGACAAGACAGGAGCAGGGCCUUCUGGGAAGCCGCCCACCAAGCCCAGCAUAAGUGAGAUCAGGAGCAGGCUAGCAACGGCAGCUAAAGAGGGGAAGCCGUUUCCUAAGACGGAACAGAAGUUUGAGAACUACGCCAAAAGCGCUUUCAAGAUCUCUGAUAAGCAAGUGAUCAAAGACCUUUGGAACUUUGUACAAACACUGAAAAAGUAAUUGCAGCCUUUGCCGUUCUCUCUCUCCUGCGGUCCUCCGUGCACCAGAAGACUAAGGGUAUCCAGUGACUGCCUUCACCUGUGAAUACUGGCCUCUUCCACACAUGGAAUCUGUCAGCUCCACUAUAAAUGUAGAGAGAGACAUAUAAAUGAGCAGAAAGACAUAGAAUAGUGACAGAUCUUGACCAUCAUUUAGCCAGAUCUACAGCUGACGAUCCCACCAAUGUUUUAUUUAUGGUAAGACAGCUGUAAGAUACCUAGGGUAAUAACCUGGGCAAUUUCUAAAAUGAAAUAUUAUACUGGAAAUAUAUUGUUCAGUUAUUUACAGUAAGCAGCAAAUUAAGACUGGAUUGUGAGUAUUUAAAAAGAGAUUUCUGUAUGAAUCAUGUGGUGUAUCUGAGCAGGUUAGCUUUUGCACUACAGUACUUUCUUCUGGGCCGGCUUGUUUUGGUAAAUUUUUUGAAAUGUUGGUCUUUUGUGUAAAUAGUGCUAUUCAUUUUAAUGUGCAAACAUGGCAGCUGAAAUAUUGCUGAAGAUUCUGUCUGGUUCUGAGUAUUCCGUCUGGCUCUAAGUGUUCCGUCUGACUAAGGAUUUCGUCUGGCUCACAGUAGGUCUGAGGAUCCUGUCUGGCUGUGGCUCCAUAGCUCUCUGUCAUUUACAUGCUCUAAGCUGGAAAUGUUGGUGAGCUAAGCCUCUCUGCCCAGGCAAUGUAGUCAUAUAAAGUGAUCAUUUAAGAGGUUACCCGCAAUCCCGUUGCCAGAAAAGGACAUUAAAAAAAUGGUCAUUGGCUUUAUUUGUGAAGUGAGUUCACAUCAUUUCUUCAGCUCUUUUAUUGCUAUGAAUUCUAGUACUGAUGUUAAUUAUGUUCUAGUAUUACAUUUUGUUGUUCCUCUAACUUUUGUAUUUUUUGCUAGUUGUCUUAUAGCUAAAACUUGCAAACGUGUUGGGGUCACCUAAUGCUAGAGCGAACCUGUUCUUUUUUUUUUUUUUCUUGUUUGUUUUAACAGUUAACUGAGAGGGUAAAAUGUUUGUUCUUACAGUAUACAGUGUGAUGUUUGUUUAUAUCUUAAUAAUGGCAAAUUGGAAAAAAAAAAAAAAGCUUGCUGACAUUUAUGGCAAAAUACCCUGAUUGAACAGUUAGGUCUAGCUAUUAAAUAAUGAUUAGUGCUUCUAAUUAUAAUAUUGUGUAGUAGAGUAAAUUGCUCAUUUGUAAUACAUACUCCAUGAUGACAAAUAAUUAUACACAUGGAACUCUCCUGUUGCAUUUUCCCUGAGAGGUGGCUAAGCAGUUUCAUGAACGAACGCUUACCUCUGAUCUGUCCGAAUGACUGGCCGUGCUCUGUCAAAGUCAAAUUUAAUUAUAUAGUGUUUUUUACAAUGCUUGUAACUGAUCUCAGAAUCUCUCCUAUGACAGCCUCUUUCCAUUGUCCAUGUCCAUCACAUUUCAGGUUUGUUGAAUUAUUUGUUUGCAAAUACUGUUUUACAGUUUAGCAUAUCCACGUUUAUAAUAGCCGUGGAAUGAAAGGAAUUAAACGAUUCUGAUCCAG
Molecule: messenger RNA, 2491 nt
Organism: Electrophorus electricus (electric eel)
Lineage: Eukaryota; Metazoa; Chordata; Actinopteri; Gymnotiformes; Gymnotidae
Source: RefSeq, a predicted model, not a curated record